GAAACGCAAUGUAGGAAGUAAUCCGACUGCUUGUCGUUUUUGUUUUGGCAGCGCGAAGUCUUUAUCACUUAAGUGUCGCUAACGUAGUUUACCAUUUAUUUCGGGGAAGUAUUCAACAGCUGUGGGUAUUCGAGUCGAACACGCCACUUGUCGCAAAGCAAGAGAAAGUGAGACGGUAAAGAAUCUCCUUUCAAAGGAAAUGCAUUAGCUACACAACACUGUAAUGACUUGCGUUUAGCUGCUCGACCAGCUCUAGUGACCUUUUUUUUAAUGACGAAAAUAUUUAUCACUCGUAUAAUUAAUUAGAACACAGGUUUUUGUACACGUAAAAGUUGAUGAGUCGAAGUCGGAACCCCCCUCCCCGGGGUCAAGGGGCUGCGCGUGCGAAACAGAUGGGGCUGCUCCUUGAACUGACCCCGGAUGCGGAGAUGGAUGAUGACGGCAACGAGGAAGAUCUUGAGGCUGAACUACACAUUUUGAUGGGAGGAGGAAAACUACAAAGGAAAAAACGAGAAAAUAAAGCUCCUGUUGGAAUGGCUGAUAUUGAAAAAAUGGCAGCACUUUGCAUGAAAGAUCUGGAUGAAGAGGACAUGGAUGAUGAUGAUUUGGAUAACGAUGAAGAUCUGCUGGCAGAAUUGAAUGAUGUUUUGGAGGAUGACAAUGAAAGCAGUCCUACUCAGACCGCACAGUCUCCACGUGUUAGCGUUACAUCCCAUUCUCUUCCUUCUACGAAUUCCAAUAGUGCAACUGGUUUAGAGUCCCGUGUAUUGGAGCGUCUGGAGAUGUACAAGGCUGCCAUCUCCAGUGCUACUGCAUCAGGGGAGACGAGCAAAGCUCGAAGAUAUGACCGUGGAUUAAAGACACUGCAGUCCAUGCUUGCAUCAGUCCGGAAAGGAAAGGCAGUCAACGAGGAAGAGAUGCCACCUCCUGUUGCUGUUGGGAGGAAACCCGGUGCUGCAGAUGAGUCUGAAGCAGCGAAAGAGGAACAAAUGCCAGAGCCCAUAUUCAUGCCAUACCCUCCAUUCAAUCAAAAACCUUUACGGGAGGCGGCAUCAGGAGCUCCUAAUACCAAGCCACUCCAUUUAGCACCACCCCAGUAUCCGGCUGCUGCCAUCACUCCAGGAACCCCGAUAAUCUCUCCACUGACACCCUCUCAGCCUGGCACACAGCACUCAGAACUCAAACAUGAAGUGUUGUCCCGACAGAGAGAAUACAAGCUUGCAGCCAUACAGGCCAAACAGAGUGGUAACAUUGACCUGGCCAAACGCUUCUAUGUAACUGCCAAGAGUCUGGAUUCAAUGGUGGAGGCUGUAGAUAGGAAUGAACCAGUAGACCUGAGCUUGCUCCCUCCAACCCCUGGAGACGUAGUAGUCGAGACACAUCCACCUCCUUACACUAAACAACCAGCCCCUGCUGCUCCGGCACCUACACAGGAACCAACUGCUGGCCUUCCUGCUCCCACCAAUGUGGCAGAAGCCCUGCAGCAAAGGAUGGACAUAUACAAAUCUGCAGCAGAUGGAGCUAAGACCAAAGGAGAUGACCGUAAAGCACGCAUGCAUCAGCGCAUUGUAAAGCAAUACCAGGAUUCUAUUAAAGCACACAAAGCUGGUCGACCUGUCAACUUAUCCGAUCUACCUGUACCACCAGGUUGUCCGCCAUUACAAGGUUCAGAGACGGAGCAGCAAAACUUUAUGGGUGUCCUGGAAACAGCUAUGAAAAUAUCUAAGCAGGAUCCAGAUGAUGAAGAAGAAGAUGACAGUCCAAGAGAGACUGGCAAGCCCUCAGUGCGUCCACCUACCCAGAAAGCCAAAUCUCCAGCACCUCAAGCACCUGGUGGUUCCUUAACACCAAAACUGGGAGUAAAAGCCCAACAACAAGUGGAUUUCCUGUUGCUACGGCGACAGGCUUUUUUGCGGGCAGCACUGCACUCAAAGAAGAUGAAGGAUAUGACAGCAGCAGCACAGCAUCUCAGACAUGCCAAAGGCCUCAACCCCAUGAUCGAAGCUGCCAAGUCUGGACUUCCUGUUGAUAUCACCAAGAUACCCAACAGUCCAGUCAGUGAAGACGACUACGUACUAGCUCGUUCCCGUACAUCUCCGCUUUCUCCUCGUACUAGUGAGCAAUACCACAGCCUCAUGGAUCUUUUGCGGAAGCAGCAUGAGAAAUGUGUGACUCAGUCACAGCAGUUCGUACUCAUGGGCAAUAUUGGCGAGGCUCUCAAGUGUGAAAAGCUUGUUGAAGAGUCAUUCAAAAACAUAGAGAUACUGAAGAAUGCCCACAUCAAGGGCCAGCCAGUGCCCAAGUGUCACACGGAGGAGAAGACAUUCAGUGUUGUCAAGAAUUACCCCAACCUGGCCCCCAAUGACAUGAUAUUGUACAUCAUAAGAGGCAUCAACCUUCCAGUUCCCUCAGGUGUCUCGCCUAAUGAUCUGGAUGCCAGUGUGAAGUUUGAAUUUCCUUUUCCCAGUGCGGAGGAGCCACAGAGGGACAAAACCAGUACAAUAAAAAGUACAACCAGUCCAGAGUUUAAAGAGCAGUUCAAACUCAACAUCAACAGAGCGCACAGAGGAUUUAAGCGAGUCAUCCAGUCCAAAGGCUUCAAAUUUGAAAUCAUUCAUAAGGGAGGCCUCUUUAAAACAGACAAGGUUGUGGGCACAGCUCAACUGAAGCUCGAGUCUCUCGAAAACCGCUGUGACAUCAGAGAGAUUAUAGAGGUGAUGGAUGGACGCAAAGCCACUGGUGGCAAGUUAGAGGUCAGGGUGAAGAUCAGAGAGCCGAUAUCCAGCGUAGAACUCCAGCCUAUGACAGAGAAGUGGCUAAUCCUUGAACCAGUCACCUCUCUCUCACCUCCAGAGAGACAAAAAGAACGGGCUCCUUCUCCUCGAUCUAAAUCCAAACAUGAGGUGAGCAACAGGAGCAGUCACUCUAGCAAUUCUCCUCCCCAGUACAAGCUCCACAGCUUCAGCCUCCUUAACUAUGACAAGGAACGGUUGGAGAGAAAGAUUGCAGAGUACAAAAAGAACCGGCGGGAUCCCCCAUCUGAUGUCAUUCAUCAGCACAAAGAGAUCAUACACAGGUUGCACUGGCAAAAAGCGCAGCUGGAGCGAGCAUCUCCUGCUCUGCUAUCAGAGUAUGAAAAUGUGUUGCGGCGCUUCACCCAAGGACUUGCUGACUCUGUGAAGAAAUUCUCAACUCAAGGCAAUAGGGUGAAAGCGGGGAUGCUGCCAAGGAUGCUCUGAGUCGGUUGAAGAUGGUAGAGAAUGAGCUGGAAUCACUGAAAAGAAAACGCGCUGGAUAAGAAGAGACUGGCUGGCAAAAGGAUUGGCUGGAGUACUGUUAUCUUUUCUUUUCUCUCAUAUGCACAGAUACACUCGAGCACUCCACUCUCAAGACCUUUGUCAUGGUUCUGUGCUGCACAUCCAUGAUAAAUGCAUGCAGCCACUUGCUCUUGGAAGGGCAAACACUACAAAAAACCUUGAACAAUUCCCGUGGUUUUCUUUGUCUCGCUUCAAGCAAAGAUACAUUUUAAUGUGUAUAUGCUUGACCAAUGCUCUGAGGUGUUUUAACCCCUUUCCUCCUUAUUUUAUGGGCGUAAGGAUCUUAAUGUAAUCUGUCUGCUCCAAUGUUCCCAGAUUACAGUAAUCUGGUGCAUUCGCAUUGGUGUGAUAUGGGAGUAAAAAAAAAAAAAAAUGGGGCUUUGGGGCACCACGGCCUACAUCCCAUAAUGAGGGAUUAGUGUUUGUGUCACCAAGGAGACAACUAGAUCAGACAUAAAUUUGCCUAUGGGGUUGCAGAACGGGGGAGUGUUAACAGUGUGCCAUGAAUGUGGUAGCAGUUUAGCUCUGCCUUCUUCAUCAGCCACUUGCUCUUUGUCGCCUUCUUCACCUUCUCUGUCUUCACACUAAUUCCUUCACAUACAUUCAGAGAUUACGCAGCGUUACAUGCAGCUCCAUUUGGAUUUCCUUCCAAGUCUUUAUUAAAGAGAGCUAAGUCUUUCGUGCUGUCUAUUAGAAAAUAAUUAACAGCUGCUACUGCUUUUACUGUGGAUUCAUUCAUACAAAUCCUCGAGACUGGCGGCGACUUAAAGUGAGCCCUUUGUUUUGGCUCGAAUAACCCUAGUGAAAACUAACUUGAUAAUCCCCACUUUAUAAAAACUCAGAAUAAGAAUAUUAUAAUUUUUUCUGUAAAAUGUACAUUUUUGGUGCUCUUAAUGAACCGAUUUCUGUUCAUUCAUCUGAAGGGAAAAGUAUUUUGUCAUCAGCCAACCAUUUUCAAAUGCUUAUCCUUAUCCUAGGGCGGGAAGGCUCUUUCAAUUUAGUAGUUAAAUCAUACCCGUGACCUGCAGCAUUAUGCACGUUUCCUCACUGCCAUGGUUUUGUCUUGACAGCUAAUUGAACAAUCUUUAAUGUCACUUAAUACUUGUGCCAUCUCGGCUACGGUGUUUACAAAUAUGUCCUAUGCUGUUCUCUAGUUUUACAUUUGGAAAAUCUUUUCAUGAGCUCCUUCCUGAUUUUCAGGUGGAAUUUAUCUCACUUUUUUUGUUUUACUCUCCUGAGUGGUUUUCAUUUUAUAUGGAGCAGACAAAAAAUAAUCUGGAUCAUGCUGAACUUUGAUGACUAAUGGUGAUAUGCUUCUCGGCAUGAAAUGUAAAAAAAAAAAAAAUAAAUAAACCAAAAAUGAAAAUGCCAACUUCACUUCCUUUAAACUCAAGUGGAUUGGAGUUGAUAUGGCAUAUUUGCCCCACACAACAACAACAACAGAAAAAAACAAUUUUUCUAAUGGUGUUGAAGUGCAAUAUCGUUACUUUUUAACCAGGGAUAUGGCCAAUCAUUUAAAGUGUGGAAAACUAUUAUUUGCUAAAUCUUAAAAAAAUACAUAGCUACAUUUUUAGAAAUAGCUAUUACAGUGCAAUUUCACUUCCAGAACUAUAAAUCUAUUUUAAUACAUGUUGCCUAAUCUUGCACCUAGUUACACAAGGUUUUAACUCACCUCAAAACACAACCCGACAUAUGACCCGCUCUUUGGGUAAGAGGCUGUUUUGUUGUCAUGGUGAUGAGCUCAUCAGCAUUCAGUGUGGAUUUUCGAUGGUUAGACUUGGGGGGGGGGGACACAUCUCAAAAGUUUGCUCGAAUGGUGACUAAGUUUCUCACCUGCACAGGACAUGUACACGUGAUUCCUUUUUACAUAUAUAUAUAUAUUUUCUCAUAUUGUUUCUAUAACGAGGCUACACUACAAUGAAUGAAUCAAUUUAAAGGAGAAAAUGUGCUUUAUGUGUGUGAUUUUUUUUUUUUUUUUUUUUUUUGGGGGGGGGGG
Messenger RNA from Syngnathoides biaculeatus (alligator pipefish), 5313 nucleotides. It is a transcript of the gene cc2d1a, whose product is annotated as coiled-coil and C2 domain containing 1A. The transcript has 27 exons. The record is from RefSeq and is a predicted model, not a curated record. Gene Ontology annotation, molecular function: DNA-binding transcription repressor activity, RNA polymerase II-specific; RNA polymerase II cis-regulatory region sequence-specific DNA binding. Gene Ontology annotation, biological process: regulation of transcription by RNA polymerase II. Lineage: Eukaryota; Metazoa; Chordata; Actinopteri; Syngnathiformes; Syngnathidae. Bases 336 to 3239 code for a protein of 967 amino acids. Gene Ontology annotation, cellular component: nucleus.